This is a messenger RNA of Mycotypha africana, 1924 nucleotides long. RefSeq lists its product as uncharacterized. Gene Ontology annotation, molecular function: protein binding. The transcript is spliced from 2 exons. The record is from RefSeq and is a predicted model, not a curated record. The coding region runs from base 148 to 1881 and encodes 577 amino acids. NCBI's taxonomy places the organism in Eukaryota, Fungi, Mucoromycota, Mucoromycetes, Mucorales, Mycotyphaceae.
CCUUCUUUUAGGUGACUAUAGUAAUAGUCUAUCUUUUUCUUGAUUCAACAACUUCUUUUUUGUACGUAGUUUACUUACUUACUCACUUACCUACAUACCUACAUACACACAUAUACACACAUUUGUACAUACUCACCUACAUGGAUUAUGGGCCAAAGUUAUAGCAGCAAUAGAAAUAGGAACAGCUACAGAAGAUAUGAGAGCAGUUCUACAGUAUUUGGCUAUUCAAAGUCCUCAACAACAUCUAUCUAUAUCAAGCAAGAAGACAAAGACAGUGCUAUUCACAGGCAUCAUGAAGAUCGUUUGACGUUGCAACCUCAGCUCUACGGGCUUGAUAAUAGUAGUUUCGGUCAGCUACAAAAGGACAUCAAAUAUAUUGACCAAACAUAUUAUACAACAUCAUUAUCAACAACAACAACAACAGCAGCAGCAGCAGCAACCGGAGAUAAAGUCAAAAAGAAGAAACGUCAUUUAUUCAUCAAGAAAGAUACUAAACGAACUGAAAAACCACUUUGCUUUCAAGACAUUCCAAAGACUUGUUGGGAACAAGAACAAAUUAUCUUUACAAGAAGAAAUCUUUUUUCACUAUCACCACAAAUUGGAUAUUUGACAAUGAUACGAAAAUUGGAUCUAUCGCACAAUCAGUUGAAAGACAUACCAUCAGAAAUAGGCUAUCUAUAUCAGUUAGAAGUGUUAUGCUUAGCGCACAAUCAACUGCAAUCGAUCCCACCGACCAUAUGUUAUUUGUCUCGAUUAGACGAGCUCAACUUGACUUGGAAUCAAUUGAGCCAGCUUACACCUUACAUCAGUCAAUUGAAGCAACUAAAAUCACUGUAUUUGGGCCAUAAUCAACUGGAAGAACUGCCUGCUUGUAUCAUAAAGAGCCUUUCCAAUUUAACCUUAUUGGAUGUCUCUUACAACACAGCCAUCCACAUCUUACCCGCUGAAAUCACUCAAUUACCGUAUCUACGACGGUUGCGUUUGGACGGUUGCUCGUUUGACGAAGGAAAAGAACUUGUGAAUACGAUUGUGCACUCGCCUCCCUCUCUCUUUGAUUCCUGUGCAAGAGAUUUACUGUUAUCACUACUCACACAAUCCACCAGCUCUGUACAACGAUCACUGCACCUCUUACGACAGUGCAACCCAGCUAUGGCAGAUUACCUAUCUACCGCGCAACUUUGUAGUCACUGUGGGCAGCCUUACUUUGGUACCUAUAUUGCACGGUAUAGAUGGGUUGAACGAAAUGAGAUGUGGAUACCCUUAGAAUAUCGAUUGUGCUCCGCUCAUUGGUCAGAUGAGGAAGCAGAUAGACUCUGCGCCAUGUUUUCAUCACCCUCACCCUCACCUAUCCUCCACUCGUCGUCCAAGGGAAAACAACUACCCAGCAUUGGCAUGGACAGUCUCUUCUCCGUCAUGGGGAACAUACCAGAAUUACCUAAUUUGUCACCUUUGUCAACAACAGAUGUAGUAGAUCCAUUGCAGACGACUGCUGCUGCUGCUGCUGCUGCUGCUGCUGCUGCUGCAACAUGUAAUAAACAAAAAUGUAAAAUCAACAAAAAGACGCGUCGAUCGCGGUCUAAUAAUAGUAACCAGGCUGUCGAAAAUGCACAGCUUUUAGAGCCACAGCAACAAAAUGGAACCUUAAGAGUACAUUAUGACAGCAGUAGUAACAGCAAUACAAGGACGGCCCGUAUGACGACAACUACUUCUCCUGAAUUGAUGCUUGCUUCAUCCUUAUUGGUGGAUGACGUCAUCAACAGCAAUAACAUCAACCACCACCAUCACCAGUUAACUACGACGACGACGACUUCACCGACCAAAAAUAGAUGGCGAUUUCUUAAAGUUCGCAACUGCUCAUCCUUUAUACACAAAUACCAUUGACCUUUUUUACAUUUCCAGAAAACUCUAAUAAAUAAUUGUGUAC